Messenger RNA from Lolium rigidum, 1196 nucleotides. RefSeq lists its product as uncharacterized. NCBI's taxonomy places the organism in Eukaryota, Viridiplantae, Streptophyta, Magnoliopsida, Poales, Poaceae. The record is from RefSeq and is a predicted model, not a curated record. Gene Ontology annotation, biological process: positive regulation of DNA-templated transcription. Gene Ontology annotation, cellular component: SWI/SNF complex.
GCGCAGGCCCAGUCCCAGUCGCAGCCCCAUCCGCAGGCGCAGCAGCUGUCGCAGCAAGCCAUGUCCCGCUUCCCCUCCAACAUUGACGCCCACCUCCGCCCACUUGGACCGCAUCGCUUCCAGCAGCCGCCACCGUCGCUGCUCCAGACCCAGCCCCAGGCGCACUCGCAACCGCAGCCGUCCCCGCAGCAACAGCAGGCGGCGCAGGCUAGGGGCCGGAGCCCCGAGGUGGAAAUGGCGCUUCAGGACGCCAUGCGGGUCUGCAACCCGAACAUCAAGACGCCGUUCCAGUCCCUCGAGGACGCCGUUAGCAGGUUAUUGCCUUACCAUGUUGUUGCCGACUAUGAGGCUGAAGAAGAUGACAGGAUCCUUGACAGCGAUGCAACUGGCCAGAUUCCUUCUCGCCUUCAGCAAUGGGAUCAUAACAUUCUGGUAAAGAUUGCUGAGUUCACAACAACUUUUGAGAAGCAAGUGUUGGCAUACAACAUAAUGACCAAGAAAAGGGCCAUUGGCGAGUUCCGAUCGGAGGAGCGUCUCAUGCUCGAGCAGGCUUUGUUACAGGAGGAGAAGCAGGCUACCAUGGAACUAAGAGCCGAGAUAGAAUUGAGGGAGAAAGCAGGCCGUGAGGCUGCUGAAGCUAAGAUGCAUAUGGCAAUGGCUGAGCAUGCUCGAGUGGAGGCCCAAGCACACUCUGAUAUGAUUGGUCAGGGCCCUUUGAGGGCCAAUGCUGCUGCAUCCCAAGGUGACGAUGGCCCUAGUCAUGACAUGGCACAAGAACAGGGUGAAGAUGGAUGGGAAAACGCCCAAAGGGAUGAUGAUGAUCCCUCUGAGGAUUUCCUCAACGAUGACAAUGAUCCAGAGAAUGAAAACUCUGAUAUGCAAGAGGACUGGCGUCAAUCGGGGGAAUUUGAUCUAAAUUCUAGGUAAUACAGGUGAACUGAACUUGAGAUAAGGCUUUGAUGAUGCAGCAGCUGGUGCCUGACAACUUAUCUGUACCUCUCCGAUUGUAUGAUUUGAAGAUAGUAUAUCUCGUCUUCAUGACUAUUUAGCUACUCAAGUCUUCAGCAAUGUCUAUAAUGUUGAGAUGGCAUCUGUAUGUUGUAAAGCUAACUUGUAGAUGUGCUUCCACGCAAAUGAGCAAAGGCGGUCUAGAUGCCAGAAUCUGUUUUCCAAUAUAUGCUGUUAUUUUUCUUGAA